Molecule: messenger RNA, 540 nt
Organism: Cotesia glomerata
Lineage: Eukaryota; Metazoa; Arthropoda; Insecta; Hymenoptera; Braconidae
Exons: 3
Coding region: 76-489 (137 amino acids)
Source: RefSeq, a predicted model, not a curated record
AAAACAGUUACCACGUUAAGUUGGAUUCAGUUAAAUUCUAGAGCACAAAAGCUACUGUAGAAUACAAAAUUAAAAAUGUUACUUGGAAUUUUAUCUUUGUUUGCAUCCAUCGGUAUUGCUUUUGCGCAGUACUACCCAACAAAUGGAGGAUUAGGUUACGGACAGUUAUCACCUGGACCACGUUAUCAAGGACCAAUGUAUUCGGGAGUACCUUUGAAUGUGAUGCAAUCGCCCAACUACUACCCAGGUUAUUCUCCCGCAGUAAUGUCUAAUUUACCGAUGCCAGGAGGAAUUAAUCCAGCAUUAUCAAUGCCUAUGCCUAUGCCUAUGUCGAUGCCUGUUGCGAUGGGUUCUAAUGAAAAUUCUAAUGAAAAUGCAAACACCAAUGUUAAUGUCAAUGCAGGGUCAUACAGAAGAAGUCUGCACAGUCCAAGUAAAGAAAGUUCCGGAAACAGAAACACCAACACCAAUACCAAUCUUAAUGCUUAAAAAUUGAAAAGAUUUAUAAAUAUUGGAUGAAUAAAACACUUUAAGGGCAAA